Messenger RNA from Lates calcarifer (barramundi perch), 1404 nucleotides. It is a transcript of the gene ier3ip1, whose product is annotated as immediate early response 3 interacting protein 1. The coding region runs from base 77 to 325 and encodes 82 amino acids. The transcript has 3 exons. The record is from RefSeq and is a predicted model, not a curated record. Gene Ontology annotation, biological process: endoplasmic reticulum to Golgi vesicle-mediated transport. Lineage: Eukaryota; Metazoa; Chordata; Actinopteri; Centropomidae. Gene Ontology annotation, cellular component: endoplasmic reticulum membrane; COPII-coated ER to Golgi transport vesicle; Golgi membrane.
GGCAUCUGCAUCUCUGGGAGUGGUGGACGAAGAAGAAGCAGCAGCAGGAGGAGGAGGCGAAGAAGAAGUUGCCAGCAUGGCGUUUACACUGUACACUCUCAUCCAGACCGCUAUUCUGUGCACUAAUGCAAUCGCUGUGUUGCAUGAGGAGCGGUUUCUCAGCAAGAUCGGCUGGGGUGUUGACCAAGGAGUUGGAGGUUUUGGAGAUGAUCCAGGAGUCAAAGCCCAGGUCCUCAAUCUCAUCCGCUCAGUUCGGACUGUCAUGAGAGUGCCUUUAAUAAUAGUGAAUUCAGCCUGCAUCGUCCUUUUGUUGCUGUUUGGUUAAGCACCUACAUGGAGGCAGAGGACCAGCCGUGUGCCAAGGAAAAACUACGUACACUCAACACAGAUACUCACUGAACUGUGUGUCAUUCGGAGACAUCUGCCUUUGCCAGUCUUCAACAGUGUGGAAAAAAGUUUUCCAUAACAUUUGGAGGAAUAGUAAAAGAAAAAAAGAAAGAAAAAAACCCCACCAAAGUAACCUUCAGAACUGAAACAAAAGAGAAUUCCGUUGCCCUGUAACCCUCCUUUCAGUGUGACACCAAGAGGUAUAACAUAUAAGGUAAUGUCAGCCCAUAGGUCUGUGUUGUGCUGCACAGUGUUUGUCUGCACUUUCAUCAUCACGUCAUCACAGACACAUUGAAGGGAAGUUGUUUCAGUGAUUUCCUGGUGAUAUGUGUCUAAUGUUUUAUUUUAGUCUUACCAAGGAGGAACUUGUUACUUUUAAUAGAUAUGACAAAGGAGUGUUGUCAGCUGCAGGUCUGGAAAGUAUUUCCAGUUUCACUUCCCAUACAGACGAUGGGCAGCAGCCACUCUUCUGUACCAAAACACAUAGCAGUGUAUACACUAUAUGUCUUUUUUAACAUAGGGUCCAGUAACGGUUCUAACCAAGCAAUUUUCCAGAUUAAAAUUUAGGUCAGCAGUGAAAACUUGAGUAAGUGUUCAUAGAUAAUGCUUGGAGAUCAUAAAUAAUGCUUGUGGCUGCUGCUAAAAUCUGUAAUCCUUGUCAGUUGAACAGUUUUCUUUUAAAGCUGUGGACUUCGUAAUGUGGGAUUUAGGAUUUGUAUACACUUUGUCAAAGAGACUGUUACUGUGAGAUUUUCCUCUUGCAGAACUUUGUAAAGACACUUUGCUAGACAGGAGGUGUUGAACAGUUGUUGACUCAUUUGUGACUCAGUGUUUCACAGUCCCAAACUUGAACAAAAAGUUAAAUAUGUGUAAUGUCAUUUUUAAGCAAUGUUGCCAAACACAGCUCAGAAACAAUGUACAUUUGAACUGUUUACACAUCAGUACCUUCUCAGUGUCACAGACAUUGUUGGGAUGGUAUGUUAUCUUGAAAUAAAUGUAUUGUUCAGUGUAAUUAAA